AUGGUAAUCGAAUCUAUGCUUUAGGAUAAUGUUAUUCCAAGACGUAAAUAUGCAAGAAAAAGAUUGCACGCUGCUAAAUUUGCAAUUACGGAAGAAUGGAGAGUAACUUGUCUCAAAUGUACAACCGUCAGUGGCUAUCGAAAAAGAAGAAUACGAGAUUCUAAUUCGAGUAAACGACAAUGAAAUGGUUCCGACAAGAAAUGAUUAAAAAUAAUAUAAUUGUCCUGUAGGUGUGUCAGUAUCAAUCUAUAGCUUAAUUCAUCUUAUUUAAAAUCGAAAUUCAUUCUACUAAAUUAAGCAAAUUCAUUAAAGAGCAGCAAAUCCAGCAAGACUUCUUUAAUAUAUUUCUCAGCUUAACGGUUCUUUAGGUUGCAAGGAUUUGGAAUAUUCACUUAUUUCAAUUUCAAUCUCUAUCGUAGCCAUCUAAAUCAAUUUUAUCCAACCGAAUCCUCUUAGCUAAAAAAUAUAUCCACUACAGAGAGUAAUAUGUAUGAUUUGGUGUCAAGUAUUUAUUUGGUGGGUUGAUGAAAUGGGGGAAAUUGGAGCAAUCUAGGGAUUUGGAGAGGGCCCUUUUUGGUUUUGAGGAAAAGGGCAGUUUCUGAUUUGAAGGGAUUUACAGUGAAAGGGAGAUGAAGGAUUUGAUGGGGAGCCCAGGGUCUGUCAGUGGAUUAUUGUUGAGGAUUUUGCAAUGUAUACUUGCAGCUGGGUCCGUUGGAGUUAUGGUUUCUGCUCAUGGGUUUUCUAACUUCACUGCUUACUGCUAUCUGAUUGCAUCAAUGGGGCUUCAAUUAUUAUGGAGCUUUGGACUUUCAUGUCUAGAUGCCUAUGCUUUGUGGAUAAAAAAAGACCUCCGUAGUCCAGUCUUAGCAAGCCUGUUUGUUGUCGGUGAUUGGGUAACAGCUACCUUAUCACUUGCAGCUGCGUGCUCUUCAGCAGGAAUUGCAGUUUUGUACGGGAGAGACUUGAAAUUUUGUACGGGUCCAGUACAUCUCCCAUGUGACAGAUUUGAGCUCUCCAUAUCUCUGGCAUUUGCGACUUGGUUCCUAGUCGCAAUGUCGUCUCACGUGACGUUCUGGAUCCUGGCGUCUAUUUAAAUUAUUCAAGAUUAGGUUUCCUUUUGUGCCUUUGACAUAUUCCACACCUUCACAUGUAAAUCUAACUAUUGCUGUUUUAACUUAUUUCUCCUUGAAAUGGUCAAUUUUCCUUUUCAUUUAUGGUUCUUUUUUCACUUUGAUAUGUUGGGUUUCUCUGGUCUAAUGGAGCUCGAUUAAGUUUCCACUUGUCUUGUAGAAGAGUUGAUGUAUUUGCACUUAAAAGUAUUGAAUUUGCACAUGAUUAAAUUGACAGUAUUCAGUGCGCUGACUAGCUAUGAUAUUUGCACAUAAUCAAAUUGA
Messenger RNA from Olea europaea var. sylvestris, 1394 nucleotides. Its product is annotated as CASP-like protein 5B2. Gene Ontology annotation, cellular component: membrane. The transcript is spliced from 3 exons. The coding region runs from base 630 to 1094 and encodes 154 amino acids. NCBI's taxonomy places the organism in Eukaryota, Viridiplantae, Streptophyta, Magnoliopsida, Lamiales, Oleaceae. The record is from RefSeq and is a predicted model, not a curated record.